AUGUCAGCUGGCUAUACAUCGUUUUUUGUUGAUCAACCAAUUGAAAUCUAUGAAAAAAUUGUACGAUAUUCAUCACAUUUUAGUGGUAAUUUAAAAGAUCUAUUAUGUAAUCUUCUUCAAGUUGAUUUAACAAAACGAUAUGGAAAUUUAAAAAAUGAUGUUGAUGAUAUUAAAACUCAUAAAUGGUUUUCAAAUACGGAUUGA
Molecule: messenger RNA, 204 nt
Organism: Rotaria sordida
Lineage: Eukaryota; Metazoa; Rotifera; Eurotatoria; Philodinida; Philodinidae
Source: the annotation of a GenBank genome assembly